AUGGAGACGAAGAACAAGAAAGAGGAACAGAGUAAUGGCGCUGGGAAUUUGCAAGCUCACUACUUGGUUUGGCACCUCACCGGUGACGGGCUGACGGCGUUUAGGGUUGAAGGAUGGGAUGAAUCAGCUUGCAACCAACCAAACACAAAGUCUCCUCCAAUCUCUUCUAUAAAUAUCAACAAGAAGAUGGAAAAGAAAGACACGGAGAUCAUGAAGAAGGCCAUGGCCAUUGAAGCUAUAAUGCUGAUGUUCAUCAUAUUCAUAGGAGGAGCAAUGGCUAAAUCACCUUCAGUGAUCAUUGUUGGUGCAGGGAUGUCCGGUGAGACAUUAUCGGAUGCAGGAAUAACAGACUUGACAAUCCUUGAGGCGACCGGAAGGAUCGGUGGCCGGAUGUAUAAAGUUCCCUUUGCAGGGUUGCAGGUGGAGAAGGGAGCUAACUGGGUUGAAGGAGUGGGUGGCAAAGAGUUAAACCCUAUGUGGAAAAUGGCUCAAGAACUUCAUCUUAGGAACUUCGAAUCUAACUAUGACAAUAUAUCAGCUAAUUGUUAUAAAGAAAAUGGAGGUUUGUAUGAAGAGAAGGUGGUAAUUGAUGGGCUUGAAACUGUGGCCAAGGUUGAGAAGUCAGGAGAGAAGCUUUCUUCAUCUUUACCUUCAAGUGGGUUUGAAGAUAUCUCUUUGCUAACAAUGCAACGUCUAAUGAAACAGUAA
Dioscorea cayenensis subsp. rotundata (Guinea yam) is the source of this 708-nucleotide messenger RNA. RefSeq names its product polyamine oxidase 1-like. The transcript is spliced from 4 exons. The coding region runs from base 1 to 708 and encodes 235 amino acids. Lineage: Eukaryota; Viridiplantae; Streptophyta; Magnoliopsida; Dioscoreales; Dioscoreaceae. Gene Ontology annotation, molecular function: oxidoreductase activity. The record is from RefSeq and is a predicted model, not a curated record.